Messenger RNA from Urocitellus parryii (Arctic ground squirrel), 3861 nucleotides. It is a transcript of the gene Mybpc1, whose product is annotated as myosin binding protein C1. Gene Ontology annotation, biological process: sarcomere organization. NCBI's taxonomy places the organism in Eukaryota, Metazoa, Chordata, Mammalia, Rodentia, Sciuridae. The record is from RefSeq and is a predicted model, not a curated record. Gene Ontology annotation, molecular function: protein binding. Gene Ontology annotation, cellular component: M band.
CAUGAUUGAUGUCCAGAGGCAGUAUAAAAGCACUGGAUUUCUCCCCAACUGCUUGUCACAUUGACCUGAACCAUCUCUCGACUGCUCUUGGGGUUUCUGUCAACUAGUACUGGAAGGGAAAAAGCUCUUUGGAGAAUAACAUUUUAUUUGUGGCCAUGCCAGAACCCACUAAGAAAGAGGAAAAUGAAGUGGUGGCCCCAGCUCCCCCACCUGAAGAACCAAAUAAAGAGAAGGAGGCAGGAACUACACCAGCAAAAGAACCAAAUAAAGGGAAGGAGGCAGGAACUACACCAGCAAAAGGUUUGGGUAGUCGGGCCCUGGAGAGAAAAGAUUCAGAAUGGUCUCUUGGUGAAUCACCUGCUGGUGGAGAGGAACAAGACAAGCAGAAUGCCAAUAACCAGCUGUCCACCCUGUUUGUUGAAAAACCUCAAACAGGAACCGUGAAAGUGGGUGAAAACAUCACCUUUAUAGCCAAAGUCAAGGCUGAAGACCUUCUUAGAAAACCCACUAUCAAAUGGUUCAAAGGCAAAUGGAUGGACCUGGCCAGCAAAGCUGGGAAGCAUCUCCAGCUGAAGGAGACCUUCGAGAGGCACUCUCGGAUAUACACAUUUGAGAUGCAGAUCAUCAAGGCCAAAGAGAACUAUGCAGGAAACUACAGAUGUGAGGUCACCUACAAGGAUAAGUUUGACAGCUGUUCAUUUGAUCUUGAAGUACACGAAUCUACCGGGACUACUCCAAACAUUGACAUCAGAUCUGCCUUCAAGAGAAGUGGAGAAGGUCAAGAAGAUGCAGGGGAACUUGACUUUAGUGGUCUCCUGAAACGUAGGGAGGUGAAGCCGCAGGAGGAGGAGCCCGAGGUAGACGUCUGGGAGCUGCUGAAGAACGCGAACCCCAACGAGUACGAGAAGAUCGCUUUCCAGUAUGGCAUCACCGACCUGCGCGGCAUGCUCAAGCGGCUCAAGCGCAUGCGCAGGGUGGAGAAGAAGAGCGCGGCUUUUGCAAAAAUUCUUGAUCCUGCAUAUCAGGUUGAUAAAGGAGGCAGAGUAAGGUUUGUUGUGGAACUGGCAGAUCCAAARUUGGAGGUGAAAUGGUAUAAAAAUGGCCAAGAAAUUCGACCCAGCACAAAAUACAUCUUUGAACACAAAGGAUGCGAAAGAAUCAUGUUUAUCAAUAACUGUUCGCUGACAGAUGACUCAGAGUAUUAUGUGACAGCUGGUGAUGAAAAAUGUUCUACUGAGCUCUUUGUGAGAGAACCUCCAAUUAUGGUGACUAAACAGCUGGAAGAUAUGAAUGCUUAUUGUGGGGAAAGAGUUGAAUUAGAAUGUGAGGUGUCUGAAGAUGAUGCCAAUGUAAAAUGGUUUAAGAAUGGUGAAGAGAUCUUCCCUGGUCCAAAAUCAAGAUACAGGAUUAAAGUUGAGGGCAAAAAACACAUUUUGAUCAUAGAGGGAGCCACGAAGGCUGACAGCGCGGAGUAUUCAGUGAUGACAACGGGAGGACAGUCAUCCGCCAAACUGAGCGUUGACUUGAGACCUCUGAAGAUUUUGACACCUCUGACUGAUCAGACUGUAAAACUUGGAAAAGAAGUAUGCUUGAAGUGUGAGAUCUCUGAAAACAUACCAGGAAAAUGGACUAAAAAUGGCCUGCCUGUUCAGGAGAGUGACCGUCUGAAGGUUGUUCACAAAGGAAAAGUCCACAAGUUAGUUAUAGCCAAUGCCCUCAUUGAAGAUGAAGGUGAUUAUGUGUUUACACCAGAUGCCUACAAUGUUACUUUGCCUGCCAAAGUUCAUGUUGUUGAUCCUCCUAAGAUCAUCCUGGAUGGUCUUGAUGCUGACAAUACAGUGACCGUGAUUGCAGGGAGUAAGCUUCGUCUUGAGAUUCCUGUCUCUGGAGAACCACCUCCUAAGUGCCUUUGGAGCCGAGCAGAUAAGGCUAUCAUGGAGGGCAGUGGCCGGAUACGAGCAGAAUCCUAUCCUGAUAGCAGCACCUUGGUCAUUGAUGUGGCUGAAAGAGAUGACUCUGGUGUUUACCACAUAAAUCUGAAGAAUGAAGCUGGAGAAGCACAUGCAAGCAUCAAGAUUAAAGUUGUGGACAUCCCUGAUCCUCCAGUGGCACCAAAUGUGACAGAAGUAGGUGAUGAUUGGUGCAUCAUGAACUGGGAGCCUCCUGUCUAUGAUGGAGGGUCUCCAAUCUUAGGAUACUUUAUUGAGAGAAAGAAGAAGCAAAGUUCCAGGUGGAUGAGGCUGAAUUUUGAUCUCUGUAAAGAAACUACUUUUGAGCCCAAGAAGAUGAUUGAAGGUGUGGCCUAUGAGGUCCGCAUCUUUGCAGUCAAUGCUGUUGGAAUCUCCAAGCCCAGUAUGCCCUCUAAGCCCUUCGUUCCCUUGGCUGUCACYAGCCCUCCUACUCUGCUKGCUGUUGACUCUGUCACCGACACCACUGUCACCAUGAAGUGGAGGCCCCCAGACCAGAUUGGUGCUGCAGGUUUAGAUGGCUAUGUGCUAGAGUAUUGCUUUGAAGGAAGUACAUCAGCCAAACAGUCUGAUGAAAGUGGGGAGGCUGCGAUUGAUCUACCAGCUGAGGACUGGAUAGUUGCAAACACGGAUCUAAUUGACAAGACCAAGUUCACCAUCACAGGUCUGCCGACAGAUGCCAAGAUCUUUGUUCGUGUAAAGGCUGUUAAUGCCGCUGGUGCCAGCGAGCCCAAGUACUAUUCUCAGCCCAUUCUUGUGAAGGAAAUCAUAGAGCCUCCAAAGAUUCGCAUCCCGAGGCACCUGAAGCAAACCUAUAUCCGCAGAGUUGGAGAAGCAGUCAAUCUGGUUAUACCUUUCCAGGGAAAACCAAGACCAGAAUUAACUUGGAAGAAGGAUGGUGCAGAGAUUGAUAAGAAUCAAAUAAACAUCCGCAACUCUGAGACUGAUACAAUCAUAUUUAUCAGAAAAGCGGAGAGAAGCCACUCUGGGAAAUACGAUCUGCAGGUCAAAGUGGAAAAAUAUGUGGAAACCGCAUCCAUCGACAUCCAGAUUGUUGACCGUCCAGGUCCACCCCAGUCUGUGAAGAUUGAAGACGUCUGGGGAGAGAAYGUGGCUCUAACGUGGACACCACCAAAGGAUGAUGGAAAUGCGGCCAUCACAGGGUACACGAUCCAGAAGGCUGACAAGAAGAGCAUGGAAUGGUUCACUGUCAUUGAGCAUUAUCACCGAACCAAUGCUACCAUCACUGAACUGGUCAUAGGGAAUGAAUAUUAUUUCCGGGUAUUUGCUGAGAACAUGUGUGGCCUCAGCGAGGAUGCGACAAUGACAAAAGAGAGCGCUGUGAUUGCCAAGGAUGGCAAAAUCUACAAAAAUCCAGUGUAUGAAGACUUUGAUUUCACAGAGGCGCCCAUGUUUACUCAGCCUUUGGUUAACACCUAUGCUAUAGCUGGUUACAACGCCACCCUGAACUGCAGUGUGAGAGGAAAUCCCAAGCCCAAAAUAACCUGGAUGAAAAACAAAGUUGCUAUUGUGGAUGAUCCAAGAUACAGGAUGUUCAGCAACCAGGGAGUCUGUACUCUGGAGAUUCGCAAGCCGAGCCCCUAUGAUGGAGGCACCUACUGCUGCAAAGCGGUCAAUGACCUGGGGACAGUGGAGAUCGAAUGCAAACUGGAGGUGAAAGGUGGGCUGUCCUUCUGCAGGCUCCUCUUGCAAGGUGUGCCUCCAAACAUAAUUGAUUCAUAUUUGCGAGACUUACACUCAAGCAAUCCUGAGGAAUACUGAGGGCUGGGCAUAGCCUCUCUGAAUUCUGCUGCUUUGAAAUCUGAUUGAAAAGAGAAAGCAUUUUCUGGUUUUCCACCAGGCCCCCAAGUGUGGUCAUUUUCUUUCCUCUGAA